This is a messenger RNA of Purpureocillium takamizusanense, 1116 nucleotides long. RefSeq lists its product as uncharacterized. The transcript has a single exon. NCBI's taxonomy places the organism in Eukaryota, Fungi, Ascomycota, Sordariomycetes, Hypocreales, Ophiocordycipitaceae. Bases 1 to 1116 code for a protein of 371 amino acids. The record is from RefSeq and is a predicted model, not a curated record.
AUGUCUGCUCCUUCUACGGGUCCGCAGCAGCCGCCGCAGCAGCUGCAGCAGCAGCAGCGCAUCAAAGACACCGUGAAGGCCGUCAGGGCUGCUCUCAGGGCCCGGGCACGCCAGAGCGCUUUGUCUAUUCGCCGGUUGGGAGUCCCCAGAACUGACCGCAUGGUCCCCAUACUUCAGGCCAUCAACGCCGCUCGCUUUGGAGCACCUGGAGUGCGUUACCGUCUGGAGAACAACGAACAGCCGCCUCCGACGCGUGAUCGACGUGUCUUUCCUCGCCCACACACCCGCUUUGUCAUCGACACGGUCUACCCUUUCAAUCACCGCCAGACUCCUCUCCGCCCCGAGCAACGCCACGAGGAAGACCUUGAUACUGCCGCGACACAGACGACGUUCCAGGCUACGACUAAGCAUCGCCGCCAGCACAAGGAGCUCGUUCGCAAGGCAACUACGCAGACCACUCUUAUUGUCCCUGGUCCUGCGACUCCUGCUGUUCCUCAGCCACCGACUGAACCGGAGAGCGACACGGAUGAAGACGCCUUUACUAUUGAACCGGCCUCAGCUCCCCCCACCACUGAUUCACCUUCUUCUUUCGCUUCCCACGUGGCUACUGAGCCUACUGGAUCUCGUCUGCUGGUCGAUUCUCAGUCUGCUUCUGUCCCUGAGCCGUCCGUCACUCCUGCGACCCCAGCGUCGGAACCAUCGUCAUCUGCCGCUUCUGGUCAGGCAUCCUCUUCAGCACCUUCCCAGUUUGACAAUCAACAGGCCAACGGGCAGAUCAACUUGGCAUCGCAGCCUGCUACGACUGAGUUUGCCCCUAGCCUGCCGCCUUUGCCAUCAUAUCUGUCGGCCCUCCGUGCCUUUGGCUCUCGACCGAACAUUGACGCCCGCCGACCUCAGCCAGAGUUUUCGGAACAAGGGCAGCCGUCAAACACUGAUGACCCUCAAUUUGUUGUAACCAAUGGAAUUCGCACGCGAAAGCGGCGCGCAAACACCACCACCGACCUUGAGCUGGUGGCUGCGGCAGGCGAUCGCCGUAUUCCAACACCACAGAGAAUUUACCUUGCCCGACGAGAGGCAAGACUGUGGGCCAACUCUGCGCGUGCCGUCCCCGUGUAG